AUGUCAGAAAGGGUUGACUGGUUACAAAGCCAAAAUGGAGUAUGCAAAGUCGAUGUCUAUUCUCCUGGAGACAGCCAACCCCAGGACUGGAAAAUGGAAGCGUCAACAGAUCCUGUCAGAGUGCUCAGCUGGCUCCGCAGAGACCUGGAAAAAAGUACAGCAGAAUUCCAAGAUAUUAGAUUCAAGCCUGGAGAAUCGUCAUUUGGUGAGGAAACUGCCAACCCAGGAAACAGAGGUUUCUGUGUAGACUAUUUCAACAACCCCCAGAAGGGCAGUCCAGGGAGAUUGCAUUUUGAGGUAACUCACAAAGAGACUCCCUCCCAGGACCCCUGUCCUCAAGCUGGUAAAGGGAGUUCAGUCGAUGAAGUUUCCUUCUAUGCUAACCGCCUCACAAAUCUAGUCAUAGCUAUGGCCCGCAAGGAGAUCAAUGAGAAGAUCGACGGCUCUGAAAACAAAUGUGUCCAUCAAUCAUUGUAUGUAGGGGAUGAACCUGUACCCAAAAAGAGCCUGAGUACAGUAGCAUCAGAGUUGGUGAAUGAAACUGUCUCUGCAUGUGCCAAUACAACUUCCCCAGACAAGGCUCCUGGCUCUGGAGACAGAGCCUCCGGAUUAUCACAGAGUCCCCCAAAUUUGAAGUACAAGAGCACUUUGAAAAUCAAGGAGUGUACCAAGAAAAGCAAGUGUCCAGAUGACAAGUCCGCUUCUAAGAAGUCUUUCUUCUAUAAGGAAGUGUUUGAAUCUCGGAAUGCAGGUGAUGCCAAAGAGGGUGGAAAGUCCCUACCUGGGGAGAAAAAGAUGUUCAGUGGGCAGGAAAGGCCUAGUGACUUUACAGCUUCCGUUAGUCAAGGGAUCAUGACCUAUGCCAAUAGUGUGGUAUCGGAUAUGAUGGUCUCCAUCAUGAAGACACUGAGGAUCCAAGUGAAGGACACAACUAUUGCCACCAUCUUACUAAAGAAGGUACUGAUCAAACAUGCAAAAGAAGUCGUCUCAGAUCUCAUUGAUUCCUUCAUGAAGAAUCUCCACAAUGUCACCGGGACCCUUAUGACUGAUACAGACUUUAUCUCAGCUGUGAAAAGAAGUCUCUUCUCUCAAGGAAGCCAAAAGGCUACAGAUAUCAUGGACGCCAUGCUAGGUAAACUAUACACUGUGAUGUUUGCCAAAAAAUUCCCUGAUAAUCUCCGGAAAACCAAGGAUAAGUCAGAGAGUUAUUCCCUCCUCUCCAUGAAAGGAAUAGACCGAAAUAUGAACUUUACAAUGAAAUCUGAAGCUAAAGUGAAAGAAAAGACAUAUUCGUCAGGCAAACCAGAGAAGGAGAAGACUUGCGCUGAAACCCUGGGUGAGCAUAUUAUCAAAGAGGGGUUGACUAUGUGGCAUAAAACUCAAAAGAAAGAGUGUAAAUCUCCAGAUUUCGAACCUGCAGCUACCAACAAACAGAAAAGUCCUGCACCAGACAUUCCCUUUGAGUGUCUGGAUCCUUGCAGUUUCAGCCCUUCUCUGCAUUUCCCAGAGAUACCAGAGAAUUUUAUGUGUGAUUCAGACUCCUGGGCCAAGGACCUGAUUGUGUCUGCCCUGCUUCUGAUUCAGUACCACCUGGCUCAGGGAGGAAGGAUGGAUGCACAGAGCUUCCUUGAAGCUGCUGGCUCCUCCAACUUUCCCAUCACCAAGACCCCUGUAGUUUUAGAUGAAUCCAGCCUUAAGACCCCUCACGUGGUAUGUGACCAAGAACAAUCAGAAAAGAAGGAUCUAAUGAGUGUUUUCUUCAAUUUUAUCCGGAACUUACUUGGUGAAACUAUUUUCAAGGGUGACAAUAGCUGUGAAUCCAAGGCUCCAGAAAAGUCAGAUAAGGAAAAAGAUUGCAACCAGGGUGAAAGACCUGCGACCACUUCCCCCAAAUUAUCUGAAGGUGAUGAGGCUGGUGCCUUUUCUGGGCUGACCAAGAUGGUUGCCAACCAGCUGGAUGGCAACAUGAAUGGGCAAAUGGUAGAUCAUCUGGUGGACUCAGUGAUGAAGUUGUGUCUCAUUAUUGCCAAGUCCUGUGACUCUCCCUUGGCAGAGCUGGGAGAUGAGAAAAGUGGGGGUGCCAGCCGGCCAAAUUCAGCCUUCCCAGAGAGUUUGUAUGAGUGUUUACCAGUCAAAGGCACAGGAACAGCAGAGGCUCUCCUACAAAAUGCCUAUCAAGCCAUCCAUAAUGAACUGAGAUGUGCAUCAGGACAGCCCCCUGAAGGAUGUACAGCACCCAAAGUGAUUGUCAGUAAUCACAACCUAUCUGACACAGUUCAGAACAAGCAACUCCAAGCUGUUCUUCAAUGGGUAGCUGCUUCUGAGCUCAAUGUCCCGAUUUUGUACUUUGCUGGUGAUGAUGAAGGGAUCCAAGAGAAGCUACUUCAGCUCUCGGCUGCUGCUGUAGACAAGGGACGCAGCGUAGGGGAGGUUCUGCAGUCGGUGCUGCGCUAUGAGAAGGAGCGACAGCUGAAUGAGGCGGUGGGAAAUGUCACACGGCUGCAGCUGCUGGACUGGCUGAUGGUGAACCUGUGA
Messenger RNA from Marmota flaviventris (yellow-bellied marmot), 2535 nucleotides. RefSeq names its product A-kinase anchoring protein 3 (gene Akap3). The record is from RefSeq and is a predicted model, not a curated record. Gene Ontology annotation, cellular component: cytoplasm; sperm principal piece. Gene Ontology annotation, biological process: intracellular protein localization. Gene Ontology annotation, molecular function: protein kinase A binding. NCBI's taxonomy places the organism in Eukaryota, Metazoa, Chordata, Mammalia, Rodentia, Sciuridae.